GAGGCGGCAGCGUCCCGGGCGGGCGGGAGGUGCACCAGCGGCGGUGGCGGCGGUAAAUCCUCCCGGCCGCUCACAGCACUGUGGAGCCGCGUCCCCAGCUCGGCCUCGGACCGCGGCGCCCCUCCUGCCCCUCGCGGCUUUCCGCCCGCCCGCCCGCCCCUCCCCCCCGGCGCGCCGGCCUCGCCGAGCCGGCCGGCCGGCCAGGCUCCCCUCCCCGGCCCCGACGGGCGGGCGGGCUGCCCUGAGGAGGCGGGGAGGGGAGCGCUGGGCCGGCCCGCGGGCGGGCGACGAUGCCGAACUUCUGCGCGGCCCCCAACUGCACGCGGAAGAGCACGCAGUCGGAUCUGGCCUUCUUCAGGUUCCCGAGGGAUCCGGCCAGAUGCCAGAAGUGGGUGGAAAAUUGUAGGAGAGCAGACUUAGAAGAUAAAACACCUGAUCAACUAAAUAAACAUUAUCGAUUAUGUGCCAAACACUUUGAGACCUCUAUGAUCUGUAGAACUAGUCCUUAUAGGACAGUUCUUCGAGAUAAUGCAAUACCAACAAUAUUUGAUCUUACCAGUCAUUUGAACAAUCCACAUAGUAGACACAGAAAACGAAUAAAAGAAUUGAGUGAAGAUGAAAUCAGGACACUGAAACAGAAAAAAAAUGAGGAGACAUGGACUCAGGCAAAGAAAAGGGAAGGAUAUUCUGUGCAGAGGUAG
Eptesicus fuscus (big brown bat) is the source of this 701-nucleotide messenger RNA. RefSeq names its product THAP domain containing 12 (gene THAP12). The transcript has 5 exons. The record is from RefSeq and is a predicted model, not a curated record. Lineage: Eukaryota; Metazoa; Chordata; Mammalia; Chiroptera; Vespertilionidae. The coding region runs from base 291 to 701 and encodes 136 amino acids.